This is a messenger RNA of Penicillium canariense, 2301 nucleotides long. Its product is annotated as CCAAT displacement transcription factor COY1. Bases 1 to 2301 code for a protein of 766 amino acids. The record is from RefSeq and is a predicted model, not a curated record. Gene Ontology annotation, biological process: intra-Golgi vesicle-mediated transport. Gene Ontology annotation, cellular component: Golgi membrane. The transcript has 2 exons. Lineage: Eukaryota; Fungi; Ascomycota; Eurotiomycetes; Eurotiales; Aspergillaceae.
AUGGAUUCGUUCGCCAUUACAGAGGGCCUUGUCGCCCAGGAGCCACAAGAUGACCAGCCAGAAGUCUCCAGCAAACUGUCCGAGGAGACCAACAAGUUCCAGCGCGCUAUUGCAGCCUGGCGAGGGAUUGACUUGGCCAGCACUAUUGCCAAACUCGAUACAACCGCAUCGGACAUUGUUUCACAUCAGCGGGACGCGCUCGUACAAAGGAAGGAACUGGCCCAAAAGACCAAGGACUUCAAGAAACUGGAGGAUGAAGCAAAGCUUUCGGAGUACAAGGGGCUGUUGAAGGCUUACCAGUCCUUUAUCGACCUCUUAACCAACCAAGGGAAAGCUUCGUCAUCCUCGUUUCUACAACUCUAUUCGUCCUUGUCCGAGGCCCCGGAUCCAUACCCACUCCUCGAAGCCUCCGUUGACUCGCUUGUUCUAUCCGAAGACACAGUCCCGAAACUCAAUUCAGAACGGGACCAAUUACAGCAGUCUGUCGAUCGUCUUACGAAGCAGCAGGAGGAAACCGAAAGACGUCUUCAGGAAGAGCGGGCUGCGAGAAAGAAGCUUGAAGAGAACCAAGAGUCAAGAGCUAAAGAGAUCGAAGCAUCUUGGGGGGCAGUGUUGAAAGAAAAGACAAACAACUGGGAGGCGAAGGAGAAGAGCUUAGAAGAGAAGGUAGAGAACCAGGACCGAUUGAUAAAGGAGCUCAAGGCCAGCUACGAAGUCUCUCAGCGCCUGGGUGGCGAGAAUGAUGAUAAUGAGGGUGCCCGCAGUGGUGCUACUGCUGCGGAGCUGGAGCUUGUCUCUGCUGACUUGGAGAAGACCAGCCUGAGAUUGGCGGAUAUGGAGGCGCGGAACGAGCAGCUGCGGUUAGAGCUGGCCCAGGCAGUAUCAUACUCAAACCCUGACCAUCCUAUCUCUGUCGAAGAUGACCCUGGCUACCAGCGCUUGCAGUCAGAGAACUCUUCCUUGCUACGAAAACUGGAUGCCGCGCGCUAUGACAAGGAUUCGACCCGACACUCCUGGGAGGGUAAGCUCCUCCAGGCGGAACGGAAUGCUUCGAAGGCCGCUGCCGAGAGGGAUGAGCUGCGCUCGCGACUUGAGAAGGUUGCUGAUUACGAUGAGAUCCGCCGGGAGCUGGAGAUGAUCAAGUCGGUUGAAUUUGCGGCGGGAGAUGAUGAGGACGUUGGAGAGGCAGCAGCUACCGAAGAAGAUGCCACUGGCACUAAUGGUGCUACCACAAAGACCAAAGACAAGAGCUCUUUGGAGCAACUUCUUAUAGCCCGAAACAAGAAGCUGACCGAUGAACUUGCCGUCCUGCGGGUAUCAACACGCGACCUUCAGGGGCAAUUGGAGUCUCUACGUGGCGAGCUCUCGACUACCAAGAAGGAACUUGACAAGUCUCGGGGCUUGUCCAGCACACUAGAGAAUGAUCUGCUCCGGGUGCAGGAGGAGGCUGCCAAUGCAUUCCCAUCAUCGGCAAUAUCUGUCGCGGGCACUUAUUCUUCGAGAUACCCUCACUCCUCGCGACGGGGUGGUGCGGUAUCUCCAACCUCGUCGAUCAUCUCUGGCUUUGAUCAGAGCUCUGCCUCCGCUAGUACCAUGGAGGCCAUUCGUGCCGGGGAGGCUGUUGGCGGCGGCUCCGGCCUUCUCCCCAUGAUUCAGGCCCAGCGGGAUCGUUUCAAGAAGAAGAACUCCGAGCUUGAAGAGGAGCUCUCUAAGAUGUAUAGCACCGUCAAGUCUCUUCGACAGGAAGUCUCAACACUUCAGAAGGACAACUUGAGUCUUUAUGAGAAGACCCGCUAUGUUUCCACCUACAGCCGGGGCCAAGGGGCUUCUACGUCAGCAUCCUCCUAUGCCAAUGCACCCAGCUCGUCAUCUGUCUAUGCUUCUGCAGACACGCCCUCCGGUCUCUCCAUGGACCGGUACCAAUCAGCUUACGAGGCCCGCAUUUCGCCAUUUGCUGCGUUCCGAGGUCGUGAAUCCACCCGUGCGUACAAGCGCAUGAGCCUGCCAGAGAGGGUCGUAUUUUCUCUCACCCGCAUAAUUAUGGCGAACCGAACCAGCCGAAACUUAUUCGCUAGUUACUGUUUCGCUCUACACCUUCUCCUCUUCGUCAUGCUCUAUAUGAUGAGCACGAUGGAGAUUGAGAAGCACAGCGCUAUGAGCGCUGUUGGUAGUGCUGCUGCCGCUGCGUAUGGUAGCAGUGGUGGGAGUGGUUUUGGCGGCAGUGGCAGUGGCAGUGGCAGUAGUAGUGGUCAGCUGCACGGUGACGACUGGCAGCAGGAGGGUUUCAAUCAAGCCGGCUGA